Helianthus annuus (common sunflower) is the source of this 795-nucleotide messenger RNA. RefSeq lists its product as uncharacterized. The transcript has a single exon. Lineage: Eukaryota; Viridiplantae; Streptophyta; Magnoliopsida; Asterales; Asteraceae. The coding region runs from base 1 to 795 and encodes 264 amino acids. The record is from RefSeq and is a predicted model, not a curated record.
AUGUUCCCUGACGUUUUUCGUCUUGCAGCUGAUAAGGACGGUACAGUUCAAGCUCACUCAGCCGUAGACGGCAACAGUAGAAGGUGGGGCUGGGGGUGGCUUAGGGAACCCUCGUCCGGGUCCGAAUGGGGCCAAAUCGGGUUGCUAAUGGGCCUGCUAAACAACGUUUCCCUCAUAAAUAAAAAAGAUUCUUGGGUGUGGGACACUAGCUCAGGGGAGGCCUUUUCUAUCAAAUGUAUCAGGCAGGAAAUUGAUUCAUGGGGCUCUGAUCAAGCGAUCGAGGCUUGCUUCAAGUGGAACUCUUGGGCGACUCCAAAAAGUAACUACCUCCUUUGGCGUGCUAUCUCCGGUAAAGUGGCGUCAAAAUAUGCCCUUAACCAAAGAGGGAUCCCCCUGCAAAGUAUUAUGUCCGAUCGUUGCGGUUUAAAGGUAGAAACUUCGGACCACGUCUUUGUCGAGAGCCUCUUCGCUCAAAGCAUUUGGUGGAACGUCUUCGUUUGGAGCAAGGUUCCUUUCCCUCGGAAUGUUGCUACGUUGCGGGAUUUGUUGAAAGACAUUUUGGAGAGCCCGGGAAAUAAGACAUGGAUGAAAUUGAUCUAUAUGGUGGCUGCGGCAACGGUUUGGAGGAUGUGGCAAGCGAGAAACAACAAGACUUUUGAAUGGGUGUUUGUUCCGGUCUUGAGAACAGUCGAGUUUAUCAAAGAGGAUGCCUUCGUUUGGUUGAAGAAUCGGACAAAACUCCCUCCCCUAGCUUGGGAGAAAUGGAUUUAUUUCGAUGUAUUGGACCUUCUGUAG